GGUUGUAUGCAGACGUACAUCCAUUACAGAGAAAAGUGGUGAUUGCUCUUGUGUGUAAAUGUGUUGGGACUGAUCCCCUCAAAGUCUGUGUGUGUACACAUGUUCCUGCUACAUUAUUCUUUUUCAGUGAUUAUGUGCAGUGAGAUUCUUCACCUGACCAGUGACACUGGAGGAGCAGCAGAUCAUCACAGCCCAGCUCUGUGCACUCUUAGAACAAUAACAGCGUUUCAUUAAAGUGGACAGGAUGGACUCUGUCUCUCAGAACCUGCAGGAUCAGAUCUCAGAGCUGCUGAAGCCUCACAGAGUCUGUGUGGUGACACCUGUUGUUCUGAACUCCAGUCAGCCAUUUGGGAGAUCAACCAACAGGUUUGUGGUGCUGAGUCUGUGGAGAGGUUACCUGAUUACUUACAAACAGCCUCUCAGGGUGGAGAGUACUUUCAGCUACCUGGAGAUUUCCUCUAUCAACAUUCACAGUCACACAGAGUUUGUGCUGGAGAUAGACAGGCAGGCUCUGUCUUUGAGUGUUUUACAAGCUGAGGAUCUAGAGGCCAUAGUCAGUCACAUGACCGCCUCACUGAAGAGGAUCUUCCCUGAUUCCUCUCCACUAAAGCUGUUAAAGGUGGUUCCUCCUGAUCUGCAGCACAAACUCCUUUCACUGACAGGUGUUAUAGAGCAGCAGCUCAGCAGUCAGCCUGGACCCUGUGGAGGGUUUUCUGAUAGCUACGCUGCUUUAUGUGAUUUCAAUGAGAUGCCUUUUAGAGAGGAGAUUCAGUGGGAUGUUGACAAUAUCUACCACACCAAUAACUUGAGACACUUCAACCUGCAGGAUUUCAGCCACUUAGACAGCAGGGACUUGGCAUUAGCAGUUGCAGCUCUGUCUUUCAACCAUUGGUUUACAAAGAUCUACUGCAAAGAACUCAAAUUGACAGUCGAUGUCCAACAACAGCUGACCUUCCUGCUGUCCAGGUCUCCUGGUCUGGAAGAGCUGUCACUGGAGACCUGUGGACUCAAAUUUGACUUUGCAAUCAAAAUGGCCUCUGCCCUACGAGAAAACACCUCCUCUACCCUGCAAUCCAUCAACCUUUCAGGAAAUCCAAUUGAAGACAAAGGUGUUAUAGCUCUGAGUCAGGAGUUGGGGAAUCUUCCUGAAGGGCUGAAGCAGCUUUCUCUGUCACGGGUAUCAAUGACUGCUAGAGGUGUCGGCUAUCUGAGUCAGUUGUUAUCUUCUACUCAGCUGUUCUCAGUGACUCUGACUCACCUGGAUCUAUCUGGUAACCUCAGCAGCCUGGUUACUGAAGAGGCCACGUUUCUCUUCAAGUUCCUGUCUAGCACUAACUCUCUGUCUCAUCUGGACCUCAGCGAUACAUCCUGUCCUCUGGAUACGUUAUUUGUGUCUCUGUCGGCCGGAUGUUGUUACAAACUGAUGCACCUGAAUCUGUCCAGGAAUCCUUUCAGCCACAGAAAGGUGCGAGAGGUGACAAGGAGUAUUCGAGAGUUCUUCAGUCAAAGCUGUGAGCUCAAAUAUGUGAACCUGUCUGCAACCAAACUACCUCCAAAAGCUCUCAGGUUAUUACUGCAGGGUCUGGCUACCAACACUCGUCUCAUUGGGCUGAAGCUGGAUGUCAGUAGCUGUGAGCUUCGUUCAGCAGGGGCCCAGGUGAUACAAGAACAUAUCUCUGAAGCUACAGUGAUCAGAAGUCUGGACAUCUCUGACAACGGUUUUGAGAACGACAUGGUGACUCUGGUUCUUUCUGUUGGCCGAUGUCGCUCUCUUCAACACCUUGCCUUGGGGGGAAACUUUGCCAUGAAAUCCAGAGCUCUCACUGAUGUUCUUCAUCGUAUAGCUCAGCUCAUCCAGGAUGAAGAGUGUCCUCUACAGUCUCUCUCGGUGUGUGACUCUAAGCUAAAGACAGGGAUAAACAUCCUGCUGAGCGCCCUGGGCGGCCAUGCUGCUCUUGCUGAGGUCGACAUCAGUGGGAAUGGCAUCGGCGACACCGGAGCCAAAAUGUUGGCCAAAGCUCUGAUGAAUAACACCAGACUGAGGAGUCUUGCAUGGGACAGAAACAACGUGACUGCCAGAGGCUUCCAGGACGUGGCUGAUUCCUUGGAGAGGAACUUCACUCUGCAGCAGGUGUCUCUCCCGCUGGCUGACAUCACACAGAGUUACCGCAGCAACCCUGAGAGAACAAGUGAGGCUCUGCACAAGAUUCAGCAGUGCUUAGACAGAAACAAUAAGAGACAGUCUGAGAGAGAGGAAUUGAAGCAAGUGUUCAGAGCUCAUCACACUGAAAAGUUGGUCCAAGGUUUGUGUCGGCAGCUGGAGGACAGCCUUCAACGUUUAAACCACUGCAACACUCAGCAGGUGCAGGCUGACAUCCUGAAUGCACAUGAGGUGCUGCACAAUGCCAGAGGGUCCUUCAAGCUGCUCCCCUCUCUGUAUGAAGCAGAGAAGAUGUGCACCUCUGAUGGCAACAUGGUGAACUGCAUCCUGACUGACACCGCUACUGCACUGACUAAUGAGUUCAACAGAAGCAUACAGGAGUUGGCUCAGGGCCUGACAAGGAGUGCAGAGGCAGUGUGUCCAAGGGUUGUUCAGCGGUGGAGUGUGUGCGAAAGUCUUUCAGAGUGUGUGUCCAGAAAAGUCAGACAGACACACACUUUCCUGAGAAGCACUCUGCUGGAGAACACAGGGCCAGUCAUCAGCAGCAAACUGAGUGAACUGAAACACAGUCUGAGUGUGUCUCUGGCUGAGAGCAUCAUUGAACAGGUCUUACAGGAUCUGACAACGACACAAGAAAAAAUGGAUUGCCUCACCAAAGAAAACUCUUGCAUUGUUCAGAAACUCGUUAUCCCAGAGCUGCAACUGGAAAGUGACUUUCCAACCGAUGAUUACAGUCCAGCAAUUUGGAGAAACACCUUGAGGCCUGCACCUUCAAUUAAGAGUCUCCUGGAUGUAGACUGGGAGCAGCAGAUGAGGGACAGAGGAGCAGAGCAAGAAGGAGGAGGAGCAGGGGGAAGGUGUGGCCUUCCUCGGUUGCCAUCAGCAACCACCCUGUCAGUCACAAGCUCAAGCCCCUCCCUUUCCCCUUUCACUUCCCCGCCCCCAUCCCCCUCAGGAUGGAGGGGGAGGAGGCGGAGGGAGGGGGAGGUGGCAGCAGUGGAUGCUGCAGCAGCAAUAUCAGGAGCUAGAGGAGCAUCGUUCAUUCCCUCUCCCGGUCUCCCCCUCCUUUACUCCAUCUCGGCUCGAGCUCCACAGGAGGAGGCUGCCGGCCACGGAGGCUUACCCAGACGAGAGGCUCCAAGCCCAGGCCCCCUCCCCGGCUCUGGUUCCCCUGCUUCUCCCAUGGAGCCUCUACCCACCCAGGGCCAGACUCUAAGGCACUACACUGCCUCCCGACCGCGGCCGCGACGCACACACACACAGCCCCCCUCCUUCAGGCCUCAGGAGCCUGUGUCAAAGGUAGAGAAUGAGGCCAGUGAGGGGAUGGGCCGAGUGGACGAAGGAGUAGAAGAGUUCUUCACCAAGAAAAUCAUCCCUGACUAUGCACUAAAAGGCCGGUGGGAGGAGUCAUACCCUGCCCAAGCCACUCCCUCAGAGUCAAGCUCCACCCCCUCAACCUCAACCCCCUUUUCUUCUUCGUCUGACAAUAUCACCUCCUUUACCACCACUACUACUACCACCACUGUCACCUCCCCCUCUGUACCAUCUACUGACACAUCCUCUACACCCACUGAUGUACCCCCCCUCCCUUCAUCCUCCCCAACUCCCCCUGCCCCUCCCUCUGUCACCACCACCACCCCUACUCCUACCACCACCACAAACCCCCCACUUCCCACCAAAAACAUCAAGAAAAAGUUUGGCGACUUCUUUGCCUUCAAGAGAGCUCGAGCCGGCCGAGCAGCCAAGGCAGGAGGGGGAGAGGGAGGAGGAGAGGGGGUGAAGGUCAAAAGGACCUCCAUCGCAGACCUCAUCCGACCCCUCCGCGAGGCCAAAGAAAGGGAGAGAGAGAGGGAGAGAGAGAAGGGGAGAGGGGCAAGGUCAGUGGAGGAUGCUAACGUUUCUAAUGAUGCCGCCAUCACAGAAGGAACCUCUGCCAUCGGCGAGCGUCUUGCAGGCAACGUGAGGGCAACGAUGGCGCCUGCCAAGACUUUACCCGUGAUGACGCCUCCCAGUGAGACCACUCCCUCUUACCCCACCAUCACCACAAGCCCCGACCUCACCCACCUGGAAGAAGAGGCAGCUCCUGUCUCGCCAGAUCACACCCCCAGUCCUGUGGUCACUCCCCCUCUGAUGGAGCAGGAGAUGAAGUUUGGAGGGACGCCGUUUGGAGAGAGGAGACUGAAGGUGACCAAGAGAUCUCUUAGGGAGGGCAAGAGCCAGAGUCUCAUUCUGCUGACAGGACUAGAGCCUGAUGACAAGGAGGAUGCACACAAGAAGCAUGUGUCUGAGAGUACUCCCAGUUUUGAACAGAGGCUUCAGGUGAUGCUGCACAGGAUGGGUGUAGUCAAAACUCCACCUGCUGACGGCAACACAAGCCAGAAUAAAGAUGAGGAGCUGAGAAAGGCCAACUCUGAAGGUGCUAUCCUGGAAAAACCUGUACCACCUCCGACCUUCAUGAAGCCCAGAACAAUGUCUACGUCAUCAGCAGACCCAAGGCAUCCAAUAAGAGUGCUAGAGCCUAUGCGACCAGACCCUCCCCUUCACCCAAAGCCCAUCUUCCCUGAGCGCCCAGUCGGCCCCCUGCCACCCAAACCAGCUGUUGCAGCCAAGCCGCCCCUCCCUACACCAGGUGCCCCAGGAGCUCGCCCCACCUCUACUCCUCCGUCCAGCAGCUCAGCAGAGAGAGUUCAGCUUAGAUCGCUCAGUCAUGAAGGCAGGCCGGCAGAGACUACAGCACAGAAUGGAAGUCAGGAGGGUCCCAGGGGUGUAGCCCCAGCCCUGUCCCCUAGGAAAGAGCUGCUUCCUCCGGCUACGUCUCCAUGGAGGGGUCCCAGUACACAGGAUCGCUCCGAGAAAGCACAAUCAGUGACAGACGAGAGUCUUCCUAAGCCACGCCAACACUUGAAGCCCCUCCCACAGCGCAGAGCUGUGUCUGUUCACGAGGACACUCUAACUAUGACACAAGAGCUGAAGGCCGUGUUACAGAGGUCACCCAUCCGCUUCAGGGGCAACAGGGCUGAUUUGCCCACCUGCACAGAAGAUCCGUCGAGUGGAGAGGAAGCACAAAGAGCUCAGGAUGAUAAAAAAGCCAGUGACACAGGGAAACAGAAAGCAGAAGAACAGAAGAAGGCUGUCCAAAAAGAGGCAGGGACAGUAGCUGAAAACAAGCAGCACCCUCCUCCUGUAAAAGAGAGAUCGCCCGGCUUUGUGUGUCCCUCCUCCACAGCUCAGGCUCAACAUGAAGCAUCGAGUCGACUCUUUAGUCCGGCGGCAACACUCGACAAAUCUCCGUCCAUCCUAGAGAGGUCUCUGGCACAAACCCAAACCCUGGAAAAACCUCCAGUGACCCCCACAUCCCAGAAAAAAAGCCCCAGCACCUCCCCUGCAUUUACCCAAACUCUAGAAAAACUGCUGGUGUCCCCACCACCUCAAGAAAAGACCCCCAGCACAAGCCCAGCUGCAUCCGAACCCCCAGUAGAGAGUCCUCAGUCCCACAAAGAGAAGGGUCCGGGCACAGAUCUGAGAAAGAGCACGCAUGAGUGGGAGGAGACGGUCUCUAAACAGCACACAGUGAAGGCAGAGCCAGCAGACCAAAGAACUGAGCCCCCCUUGUCUGAAAAAAAAACAGACUGACUCACCUGAGGAGACACCUGGGAGAGAGAAGAGGGAGGGGGGCUGUGACAUCACUGAGAUCAGGUCUGAGAGGGGCUUGAUUGUUUGAUAGUCCUGUGGGAAACAGCUGCUCUACAGCUAACAUCUGUACUGCUUGUGUUUGGUCAAAAUAACUCAAGAAAAAGUCUAAAUAUUCAAUGUUUCAAGGUACCUGGACAAACUGUAUAACCUGUUUGAGGGCUAAGAUCUGAAAAUUAACUCUUCUGUCUUAGUUCACUUAACGUCCAGCUGUUUUAGUUUGUGUGGGACUCAAUAAUCCUCUGAUAUUCACCCCAAACAGCAGAUGUACAGACGUUAGCUGUGGCCAGCUAGCGACAAAAGCACUGACCAUGUGGGUCUGAAAUCUGUGUUCAAAACUUUAUUCAGUUAUUUUGCUGGAGACAUUUUGGGAACUACACCUACAAGAGAGGAAAACAAAUAGUGCCACAAAAUGCCAAUUACAUGCCUGUGGGUAGGUAAACAUCAGAUUCCACAUUGUCAAAGGAUUAUUUUAGCCCUCAGUGGCUACAAGAGAGGGAAGGUUUCAUUACAACUCAAUAUUGAUGCUCUGUCUCAGUUCCCUUCACCUUACCAUGUUUUCCUGAAAAAUAUACCAACAUGAUGAUUUUUCUGACUAAAUUCAGAGUUUUCGUUUUCUUCCUGCUGAUGCCUCGUUGUGUUGCCUCUAUCUACUUUAUGUUUUGUUUUGUUUUUUAAGGUUCAGUUCUACUGUUCAGAUGUCUGUUUGUGUGAACUUGAUCCCUUUUUCAUUUUCUCUGCUGGCAGUGCAUCCCAUCACACUGCAGACUUAAGGCUCUUUAUGUUAUCUGCUAGCAGAGGAAAGUGACAGGGAGGCAGGAUGAAGUCAAUGAAGGUCAUGAACUGUUUCUCCCUCUGGUGCAGGUAGAAUUUGAUGCUCCCUGUCUCUUUUGAUAAAAACCUCAGCUUAGUGGCUGUGAAAUCUUUAUAUUACACUUCUCACAAAAUAAUGACUCCAUACCAACAAGUUUUGACACAUAUCACCUUCUCAUACCUUUUAUAUUUAUGAUUUCUGAGAGGGUGUGGUUAUCAUCACUUACAGAAGACUGCCAGGUUUCAGUAGAAGUUCUCUUCAGCCACAUCCACAGAUAUCAUCAUGACUUAGUUUUAAGGAUUUAUCAACAUUAAACACAUAAGCCAAGUUGCUCUUAUUCAUUUUACAUAAAGGUUAUUUUGGUCAAAGUUUGAAGCCCUGUUGCUUAAUGUUUAAAUCUGCGUUUCAAUCAACUUCUUAUUUUUAUUUGACUUUUUUUCCGUUAUUGUGUCUGAUAUGCUUUUCUGUUCCUCAGUCUGGGGCUUAUAUCUGUCAGCGGUGUAGUUUGGGAGGUUUUUGGCAUCAUCAUGUAAAAGUUUGACAUGUCAGAAUCUUUUAUUUUGACAUAUUAAGCAUUCUCCUUCAACUUAUUAAACGUGCUAAGGUCCUGCAGUGAGUGUCACACUCUUCAACCCAUUUCCUGUUAAUAGAGAAGACAUGCUCAGAGAGAGAGCUGAGGUAACAACAUGAAAGUUCAGGGACCAGAGUUCACAGAAAUUAGAAAUUAUUAUUUUAUAUGACUUGUGACUUUGUUUUAUUGCCCUUAUGAGAUCACUGUAUAUAAUUAUUUUAUGUACAGUGAGCUUGUGCAGUCUUCAAUAUCCAUAUACAAGUAUGACUGUGCCAGAAACUCCUGUGUACUGGUGUUUUUGUAACUUAUUCUGUCUUGUUGCAGGAUGUUACAUUUCCUGUCGUCACAACUGAUAAAGAACGCCUCAUUUCCACUGCAGGAAUUUUGCCUAAGAACAUCAGGAACCUUACAUUUCCACCACAGUGACUGGGUCAAAAUGUAAUUUGUCAUCAGUUGAGUACUGAAGGGUCAAUGAAAGGAUGAACAAGUUGAGGAAUGUGACUUUAGGGACAGAAACCUGAAGUCAUGAAUGAGGAGGAGGCACAUGAGCAGUAACAGCUAAUUAGAGGCCGGGCUUUCCUUUUCACUACACUGUAUUUGUCUUGUUCUUUAAUGCUCAGGUGAGACAGAGUGUCAGGGAAGAACCUGACCGACUAUUAAUCAUAUAACUACAUACGACUUAAUACAUUUGUCCAGCUAUGCAUGUUGGAUGAUGUAACAUCACUGCAGGACCUCAGUACCAAAGCCCUGGCACUGCUAUUUCUUUGGCCUUCAAUAAUGAUGAAUUGAAGUAAAAAAACCAACAUUAACCUCUGAACAUAUUUCCUUUUGUGUUCCAGAGGUCAGACGAUAAAUCCAGAUAUUAGAGGCUGUUGUUAGAAGAUUGUUUGAUCAUUUUUUCAGCUGAAUCUAUACUCGUAAAGUCUUGGACUAUGUCUGCAGCAGACCUUUGACUUUUGAAAUUUCAAAUGUGGAUGCCAAUUUGAAAGACUAUAGAGGAAUGCUAAGAGUUAUUGACACAAAAAUGAAGAUUGUGUCUUCAUUUAUGUUUAGAGUUUUUACGCUACCUCCAAUUUUUCUUACAAAUUUUACUUCAGCAUAGAGCUGCAGAGGAUCUAAGAUCUUGUAGGUCUUUUACAAUUACAGAAAAAAACCCAAGUGUUUUACUGUUUUCUCUAAGUUCCCAGUCCCAUUGCUCCAUUCAAUGUUUGAAUUUUUUUUUGAAGUAUUUGUUUUGCCUUCUUUUCACUGAAAGCCUUUCAGUAUCUCCAGAUUUACACAUGGACACACAGAACACAAAAGCUCUGCAUGCUUCUACAUAUUUCUGUGAAAUCCUAUUCGUCUGUGACAUUCAUAUCAACCCAGGUUCAGUUACUCUAUAAGACAAUAAUAUCAGACAAUAUAUGAUCAGCUGUUGUGUGAGAGAACGUUUCAGUCUAUCAAACUCUCAGGGUGGUUGUGCAGAAUGGAGUGUGUGUUGUAAGAGCAGACCUCAGAUCAGCUCCCGUGCUGUCUGCACCCGAUCCUCCGUCUCAUCCCCGGGGGAGAAUUUAUUUUCUAGUCAUGUUUGUCUUUGCCUUGCACGCACAAAAUAUGUACAAAACUACAGAAAGCAAACAAAAACAAAGUUAUGAACAGAGUGUAAAUCCAUACCUAUACUUGUUAAUAAUUAUUAAAAAUAUGAGUUGUGUCAAAAGUUUGUGCUUUCUUGUUUUUAUUUUGGAUCUUUUGUUUGAAGUCACCUGCAUCUAUGGAGGAGCUGAUGAUGUCAUAGUUACAUUGAUUCAGACUCAGACUCAAGAUAAUAAAAAGCUUACUGCCUUG
Notolabrus celidotus (New Zealand spotty) is the source of this 9060-nucleotide messenger RNA. It is a transcript of the gene carmil2, whose product is annotated as capping protein regulator and myosin 1 linker 2. The record is from RefSeq and is a predicted model, not a curated record. Gene Ontology annotation, cellular component: plasma membrane; lamellipodium. Gene Ontology annotation, molecular function: protein binding. The transcript has 41 exons. NCBI's taxonomy places the organism in Eukaryota, Metazoa, Chordata, Actinopteri, Labriformes, Labridae. The coding region runs from base 245 to 5794 and encodes 1849 amino acids. Gene Ontology annotation, biological process: cell migration; regulation of Arp2/3 complex-mediated actin nucleation.